Cryptococcus deneoformans JEC21 is the source of this 4259-nucleotide messenger RNA. RefSeq lists its product as hypothetical. NCBI's taxonomy places the organism in Eukaryota, Fungi, Basidiomycota, Tremellomycetes, Tremellales, Cryptococcaceae. The transcript has 11 exons. Bases 1866 to 3959 code for a protein of 697 amino acids. Gene Ontology annotation, molecular function: DNA-binding transcription factor activity; sequence-specific DNA binding. Gene Ontology annotation, biological process: regulation of DNA-templated transcription. The record is from RefSeq and is a predicted model, not a curated record.
ACUGGUGAUAAGUGCGAACCAUAAACCCAUAAUCUUAGUCUGAAAUCCCAGAAAGAAAUUAAUACAUACCUCCAGGAGUUGGGCUUAACAAAUCUCUCAUUUGCCCAUCCAAUUCCUCAACCUCAACUAUCUCGGCGUGUAUCCAUCUUGGCCAUUAUUACAUUGCGACUGCAUAUCUAAAGUUCCGAAGAUCAAAAGAGCUGGACAAGCGAGCGGUCUCCCACAGCUGCACCCACCACACAGCCAGUGAUCCGAAACAGAAGCAUUCCCAUCAAUUUCACACGAAACCGGAUCUGGACAUCCGUUUCCCCGUCAUAGUCUCAAAUCUCAGUGGGGGGCCGUUGGACCUGAAAGGAUUCUUCUCCCGGGGUUGCUUCCCAAAUUACCCUCAAUUCCUGGUGGAAGACAUCAUUGAAUGAGGAUACCUUUAUUAUUAACAAAAGGUUUCCCAGUCAAGGCAUCUGGCAUUUGGCAGAACAUCAGUUUCCACCUUCUGCCUUCAACUUUGUCAACUCCCACCUCGUUUCUCAUUAGUUAAUCAUAAAACUUCAAGCAUCAUCAGAUAACCCCCUUUCCACGAAUCAUCAACCCACAUCAGCCUUAGAAGCAGAUUGCUCUUCAAGAACCGGAAACUGAUAAUUUCUCACUCGUUGACUUCUGCUACGCUCCCAAAAUUCAUCUUCUGGUAAACAGGCCGACAGAACAGCAAAACCACACCUUCAGUCUCAGCGCAUUUUAGGUUUGAAGAGGCGUCCCAAUCGAAACGCAGCACAUUUCCGUUUCCCCCACCCGAAUCUGGAAGAAUUGUUUGAUCAUCUUCUACGACUUAGGUACUGCACGAGCAGACAAGGCGCGACGCUUAGAAUUUUUGUUUAUCAACCAAUUUCAACAAAUAUUGCAGCCUGUCCAUCAGGACUGGUCGUAUUUGAAUUUGUGUGCUUCCUGCCUCUCUUAGGCACUAGAGUUGUUAUAAAGCAAAAGGCCAGCGCUAUUCGAAUAUCCUCGUCUGAAAGAUAGAUUUGGUGUCAGUUGCUAGUCACGUUAGUGUCGAAGCCAAGAUAUCCGAAAGAAGAAUAUCAUCAAGGCGCCGUAAGGAGAAGGGUCUGACACUGCGGUGGAAGACAUAUCUAUCGGGAGAUUGAGCGCCACAUCCCAAAGUAUUCGCGAGUCCACUGAAACAACAUUGGAUUACAAACACAUCAACAUACGCAGGAGAUACAAUCAUAAAAUUUCAUCCAAAUCCGACAAUCGGCUGGCAUCUGCUUAUUAGUUAAAAAUUACGAGGAAAAAAGAGCCAGAAAAAAGGGAGAUCGCCUCACAUUCCGGCGAAAGAUUUGCAUCUGUAUAUUUAACUGCUAUCAACAAGUAACAAGAGCUCAGCCCUGAAUAUCCACGUCGCGCACAAAAACAGGCAUUCCAGCCUUUAGUGUUCACCGAAGUCUAGUCAGGAAUUCACGACGUGGCGAGCUGCUCUUCUCUUCCGGGAUAUUUGUAUGAAGGCCCCAUCUGUCUUCUUGAUCCUGCGUUUCUGCUGUGUGUGCUCACUUCGGUCGUUGAACCGGUUUGGAGUGUUGGCGAUUCGACAGUGACUUGCAAAAGGCCAACUGGCACAACGGCAGACAAGUGAAGGCUGAAUUUGCGCCCUCAGAAGCCAAAAAACCAAAGGAAGUUCACAUUUACCUUGCCACGUUUCCCAGGCAUCUUGUUUGCAAUUUGUGAAUCAGAAAUACUGGAUAGCCUUUGGUACUGUGGUGCAUCUCAUUCAACUUUCCAGCUGACAUCAAACCAGUCCAUGUCUUCAGCUAUUAUAGCUAUUAUCUCAGUCUCUCCUCUGCGUUGCCCAUCCAAUAUUCAUCCUCGUCGGAAUGAUCGAAAGAAAGAAAUCCAGUGGGACACCAGGCAAGCGUAGGCUGUCAUUCCAUAGCGGCUCGGAGUCGCUAGAUAAAAGAGUGAAGCAAGAACACUUUGACACCCUUGACCUAGUUUCCCAAGAAGUAGAUUCUAAUUAUGCGGAUUGCGACCCUCCCCUCACAGCGUCAUCUUCAAGAUUCCCUCAGUCAACUUCCUCAUUUUCGUCACCUUCUAACUCGGUUGAUGGGGAUGAUCGUGACAGGCCCCAAAGACCGCCUCCGCAUCCCUCAAAUAGUACAAGCGAUGGCAGCAACAGUACUGCGAGAUCUCAACACAAUCAGCAGAGUGCAUAUCAGUUCGGUUGGUCUAAUACAGAGAGCGGCACGUCGUCUUUCUCAACUACUUCACAGUCCCAACCGUCCUCGAAGUCCUCUAGUCGCCAAAGGCCUGCUUCAAAUCCAUCUGCCCAGAUAGCCGCAGCUUCUCAGCAAUCAAGUUCGCCUAUCACCUUCAAUGUCUCAGCCGGUCAGCCACUUGUCAAUCCGCCGCCGAAAACGCAGGCGGCCUUUGUGGGGAAGCUGUAUUCUAUGUUAGAAGAUGAGGACAUCGCUAAGACAGGAUUAAUCUAUUGGUCUGCCAAUGGCACAACCUUUACGUGCCCUAAUCCCACCGAGUUCUCAAAAGUGGUUUUGCCUCGAUAUUUCAAGCACAAUAAUUGGCAAAGCUUUGUACGCCAAUUAAACAUGUACUCGUUUAAUAAAGUCAACGAUAUAUAUUCAACUUCCACCGAUCCUCAAGCUUGGGAAUUCAGACACAGCCUUUUUCGCCGUGGCGAAGCGCAUCUGCUUCCCAGCAUUAAGAGGAAAUCGUCCCGACCCAGUGCCCCCGAUGGCUCUAAUACUGUCACGUCACCCACUGAUGAACUGCCUCCUAGUACUUCUAACCCGAUUAAACCUGUGGCAGGCUGGAUGAGAGAUGCUGUACCAGUCCCUUAUCGCAUGCCAUCUCCUCCUCAUAUCCAUGGCCAACCUCAAAGGUCAGCCACCUAUCCUUACAGCGAUGGGUUUGCUACUCGCAAAGACGAUGGUCGCUCUCCAACGCGUGGUAUGGCUUGGGAUCCACUUCCCGCAGUUCAACGCAUGCCCCCGCCUCCAGAUAAUCAGAUCCCAAUACGUUAUCAUCCAGAUCCUAAUCGUCCGGUUCUUACAACACAGCGCUUCUAUCACCCUGGAUAUCCAGAAUCACCUCUAUAUGGGCCGGCGCAUUCGCCCAGUGCAGAAACUCUUCUCAACCAAAUGUCUGUCUUGGAAGACAAGGUGCAAAAGCUCACAGACGUGCUGAAUAAUGAUCGUAUUGAGCAUGUGCGAAACAACCUCGACUUCACGAGCUACCUCUUACAGAUGAUUGGAUGGGCUGCAGGUGAUCAGCAUGCUUCACCCGAACUGCGGGCGCUACAAGAUACUCUGAGUCGCCAAAACGCCGAUAUGCGCCAUAAGUAUGAAGCGUUCAUGGCUUCUGACGCGUUAGCUAUCAUGGCGAGUGGUGGGGGACGAGAGCGCUCCGAUAGUAGGGACAGUACUCGUGAGCGAAACGCUCGCCUGGGCUUUGAGAUACCGCCUUUUCCAGGACAUCCUCACCCUUCUAUUACGGACCUUCGCUUGCCUCAAACCGCCCAGUCUAGUUCAUCAGCUAUCUUAUCCCAACGUGCAGCUCCUCGAACUUCUCCUCGAAACUCUACGUCCUCUGAUCUUCUAUUGACACGGCCUUCAACUAGUGAGUCUAUAAGAGAAAGGGAGAUAUACCCAACCUACUUCCCUCCUCAAACCUCUCAUGGUAUUGGACCCGCUUCGUCAAUCCCUUCGAGAGGUCCGGAAACUAUAACUCCAUCUCUAUAUGGUGGCGGACCAUCAGUACCUCCUCCGCUCUACAGGCCGGCACCCAUCGUUGAAAAGCACCGAGAGAUUGAGAAAGGAGAGGAACACAAAGAUAUGAAUGGGCCUUCCACGGUGGAGCUAGGUAGAGAAGAGCGGGAUAACGAAGACUCGCGUAUGACGAUGGCAGGGGAAGAAGCAGAGAGCAAAACGGGAUUACGAAACCUCCUCAAUUGACGUUAUCUGCCUGGUGAACAGCGCUCCCAAGAAUAAUAAUUUCAGAAAGGAACAUUGUGUCGAAUAGCGAAGAUGGGAUGAAGGAAGGAAAGAAGGUUACAUCUAAAAAGGAAGAUCUUGGCCAGCUCGUUUGUGUGUGCUCUUGAUAGUUGCGAAACGGGCAUUUAUAUAAACCAUAUCUUAUCAGGCAUCUUGAGUCAUUUUACUUGCCAUUCACCACAGCUAAUUCAAAUAAGUUUACGUCAACUGCAUUGUUAUUAUUAUUAUAGUCUCUCAAAAUAUGCAUUAUCAUCGACAGAG